UCUUGAUUUUUGGCGAUUGUGAUUUGUGUGAUUUUAUGUUGUGUGUGUAGAAAUUAGAAAACAAAGUGUAUUGUAUAAUAAUUAUUAAACGUGCUUAUAAAAUAAGUGUUACGAACUGGCGACAUGUUUGUAUGGAUGGAGUAGUAAUUAAACGUACAGAAAACAUUGAAAGUUAUAAUGAAUGCGGUGGUAGACAGUGACCUAAGAGCUUCUCCACUCACAGCUCUUACCCAUGAAUCUCUCAAUUUGCUAUCGUCGUUGCUAAAUACAAGAAAAAUUUUACUUACUGUUUGUCCAGAUCAGCUUUCAAGACACAGGGAUUGGAGGGGCAUUGCAUCGCUUGCCAACAUAAGUUCAGAAGUAGCGGCCAGUAUCAGAGAAUACAAUGAUAAAACUCGACGGGUGCUAGAUUUGUGGAUACACAGCAAUGAUGGUACGGCAACUGUCGGGAGGCUCCUGGAAAUCCUGCAGUGGAUUGAUAGACAUGAUGUGUAUGAUGAUUUGUUGGAUCUCGCUAGCAGAAAUAAGCUUAUAGUUAAACAAGUGAAUCAAAAUGGCAACCAAGAGUUGGUGGCAGUGUCAGAAGAGGAUCUGAUCACGGACGAUGAUAAGAAGUUUGGUUGUCCGCAACGUUAUCACGCGUACGUGUUGUACGCAAGAGAGGAUCGGGACUUUGUUAAUGAGCUGUUGAGUCGGCUCACAGAGAAUGGGUUUAGGCUAUGUACAGAAGACGAUCUCCUCCCGGGUCACGGGACACGUUUCGCGCCAGUCUCUCGUCUGAUCUCAGAACGUUGCAGUCGCAUCAUAUUGAUAUAUUCUCCAGACUUCCUGCGCAGCCCGGCUAAUACGUUCUUCAUGAAUUUAGCGCAGGCUGAUGGAAUUGAAAAGAAGCAACUGAAAAUCAUACCCAUAAUGUACAGGCAUUGCAUCCUACCAUUACACUUGACAUACUACCACAAUCUAUACUACAGUACUGAUCGGAAAUCGCCCUAUGAGUUCUGGGGCAAGCUCGAGCGGUCGUUGGAAGUACGGGAUGUGCCCAGAUUGACUAGCUCAUCAUCCACCCACUCGGCUAUGAGAAUCGAAGAAUUACCGAACAGCGACACAAACCGUUUCACUCCAGAGAAGAAACAAGAUAAUUUCCUCAAAUUACCGAGUCCGCCAACCGACACGUCCUCAAUGAACGACCUCCGAUCAUCGACUGAUACCAAAUCGUCAUACGAAACAAAGUCUUUGAACUCAAGCAUUGAUAUAAAAAAGAAAAAGUCAGGAUUUAGAAAACUUUUGGACUCUUUCAAGGGUAAAAAGCAUAAAAAAGCGAUUAUGUUGCAAAAUUAAUAUCGAGUGCUCAUUGGUAGAGCUGAAAUAUCAACGAAAUUCAAGACAAAAUGGCGGGAAAAGAAAAAAAAUUAAAAAGAAAUUGUCAUUCCAAAUUUGAAUCCAAAAAUAUUUUUAAGAAUGCCAUUGUGAUAUGGAAAAAUAUGUUUUGCUUUGGAUAAAUAUUAUUUUAAAAUUAAAUUCAACGAUAUAUUUGUGUUUAUUUAGUGGAAUGUGAUAGGGAAAGUGCAUUUUCAUUUAUUCUUAAAUGUUUUAUGUGGCAACUAUGUUUUGAGAAAUACUACAGUUGCCUAAAUUUCAUCUUCUAAGAGAUUAUGUAGAGAUUUCAUAAUAUAUGCACAAAAUAUUACACAAAAAUAAUUAAUAUUAAGUGAAAAUUAAAUAUAUAAUAUUUCCUGUUAUUAAUUCAGGAACUAUGUAUAUAUGCUUGUGCUAUGUAUACAACAUUGGGAUAUUAGUACUACGUAUGGAGGAAACACCACGAACAAAAUCUGUGCGCCAUUUUUUUGCUCUAAGUUUUAAAAAUUAUUAUCUAGUUAGGUACUUACCGAUGA
Molecule: messenger RNA, 1892 nt
Organism: Colias croceus (clouded yellow)
Lineage: Eukaryota; Metazoa; Arthropoda; Insecta; Lepidoptera; Pieridae
Gene: Myd88
Product: myeloid differentiation primary response protein MyD88
Exons: 6
Coding region: 178-1338 (386 amino acids)
Biological process (GO): innate immune response; Toll signaling pathway; positive regulation of canonical NF-kappaB signal transduction
Cellular component (GO): plasma membrane
Molecular function (GO): TIR domain binding; Toll-like receptor binding
Source: RefSeq, a predicted model, not a curated record